Molecule: messenger RNA, 498 nt
Organism: Ixodes scapularis (black-legged tick)
Lineage: Eukaryota; Metazoa; Arthropoda; Arachnida; Ixodida; Ixodidae
Product: MFS-type transporter SLC18B1
Exons: 4
Coding region: 1-498 (165 amino acids)
Biological process (GO): transmembrane transport
Molecular function (GO): transmembrane transporter activity
Source: RefSeq, a predicted model, not a curated record
AUGAAACGAACUUCCCCCACCACAUGUUACUUUAUUGGUCAGAUCGGAUUUUUCCUAUUUAAUAUUAUUCUCGGCUGCCUGUAUUGGAUUCCAGACGGCAACACCUUGCUUGGGGUUUCUAUUGCCUCUGUCUUAGUUGGAGGCUUCACCAACAUGCUCUAUCUUGUUAGUGCCUACAGCAUUAUUACUAAUCAGUAUCCCAAGAGCGAAGGCGUUGUGAUGGCAUUCCUGGAUUUCAUCUGGGCGAUUGGGAACAUGGUGGGUUCCGCAGUUGGCGGAACAUUGAUUGAUCUAUGGGCUUAUCCACUUCCCUUUUUUGUCUUGGGAACACUCAUCAUAUUUUCAAUUCCGUGGAUCGUAAAAUAUCGAGCAACAUUCAACCAAGAUCCAGGUAUUGUUUUCUGCAGAAAAAUAAGCAACAAAAACAGUAUGGACAACGAACGCGGAAAGAGCCGCAUUUCUGAUUAUUUCUCUGUUCUCAGGCACAUCGUGUUCUGA